This is a messenger RNA of Scutellospora calospora, 417 nucleotides long. The record is from the annotation of a GenBank genome assembly. Lineage: Eukaryota; Fungi; Glomeromycota; Glomeromycetes; Diversisporales; Gigasporaceae.
AUGAACUUCCCUCAUGCUAUUCGCGCCUUAAUAUCAAUGGCCCAUAAACACACUGAAGAUUUUCCAAAGAUUUUAGACGAUUUAAUAUCAGAAUUGGAUAUAAUUGAAAAAAGUGGUAUCGAGAUCUUUAGUAAAAUAGAAAAUUCAUUCUCAUAUCCAUGCCAAAUUUCUUCAAUAGCAGCCGAACUGAGUACUCUCCUCACAGCAAUUCAACAUUUCGAAAGUCGUGCAAGAUCUAAUGGAGUAACGAGUCUUUGUACAACUUCUGAUCAGGCUGGUACAACUUCUACAACAAAUACACCUAUGACCAAACAAAAGUUAACUAAUAUGAUUGAUGAAGUAAAGUUAGCAGCGGAAGAAUUGUCUAAGGAAUCAAAACGUAUUGCUGAUAAUGCUAGAGCUGAAUUAUCAGGUUAA